GCUGCCCACAACAGUACAGUACAUGCUCUCGUAGUGGCAGCAACCAGCACAAACCUCCCUGUAGCUCAUUAAAACUGGCCAUUUAUCAUCAAUCAUGGCCGCCGGAGUACAGGUUUAACUCUCCGUCUUCUCCUCCCUGUCGACUUUUUACAAGGAGAAGGGAGGAGGGAGGGAGGGGGGAUUUCUGUUUGCAGAGAUAUCGAAAUAUUAUUAUUAUAUUUGGAUUUCCUCCUGGAAUUACAAGAACAUCUCAGAAGGGAGACACCAUUCAUGUCAAAUCUCCAAAAUGCAGCCGCCGCCGAGGAAGGUCAAAGUGACGCAGGAGCUGAAAAACACUCACGCCGAGCAGAUGACAAGGCUGCACUUUAAACAUCAGACUGAAUGUGAUCUGCUGGAAGACAUGAGGAGCUACAGCUUGAAGAAAGGACAGCUGGAGCGGGACUAUGCACAGGCUCUGCAGAAGUUAGCAAGUCAGUACCUUAAGAGAGACUGGCCUGGAAUCAGCCCCGAUGACCAGAGAACGGAUUAUAGAAACGUGUACGCUGUGUGGAGGGCCUACUUAGAGGGAACGGUUCAGGUUAGCCAGUCGAGGCUCAACGUUUGUGACAACUACAAGAGUCAGAUAUCAGAACCGGCCAAAACCGUUAGACUCUACAAGGACCAGCAGCUCAAGAAGACCAUUGAUCAGCUGAGUGGCAUUCAAGCAGAACUGCAGGAGUCAGUGAAAGAUUUGGCGAAAGCCAAGAAAAAAUACUACGACUGCGAGCAGGUUGCACACGCAGUACGAGAGAAGGCCGACAUAGAGGCCAGAUCCAAACUUGGUCUUUUUCAAUCAAGAAUUAGUUUACAGAAGGCAAGCGUGAAGUUGAAAGCUAAGCGAAGUGACUGUAACUCCAAGGCGACGCAAGCCAGGAACGACUACCUGCUAACGCUAGCUGCUGCAAACGCCCAUCAUGACCGCUACUACCACACAGACUUACUGCACUGCAUACAGGCUUUAGAUGGGAGAAUCUACGAACAUGUGAAAGACUACCUGCUGGCUCUGUGUCGCACUGAGCUGGAGGCCUCACAGGCUACCCACAGCACCUUCCAGUUCCUUUUAGAAAAAUCCUCCAGGAUAAUCCAGGAGUUCAACCAGCAGUUGUUCAUGCAGGAGAACCCCGUGUUUCACAAGGCGCACGACUUCCAGUUUCAGGCCAGCGAAUACGACGCGACUCUGAGCUCGGUGCCGCAGCUGGUGGACAUUGAGCCGUCGCCCGUCAGUGCCAUGAGAAUGACCCUGGCACAGAGCCGCCAGCUGGAGUCCGAGUCGGGAACGACGGAGGAGCACAGUCUGAAUAAAGAGGCCAGAAAAUGGGCAACCAGAGUGGCCAGAGAGCACAAGAAUAUCAUUCACUGCAAGCGAUCUCUAGAGGACUGUGAGAGUCACGGCCUGCCUCCCACUGAACAGGGCAGACUAGACCUGGAGCUGAAGAUUGAAGACACCAAAGAGAUAAUGCGCAAAGCUGAGACAAUAAAGUUGAAAGCCGAGGCUCGGUUGGACCUUUUACGGCAAGUUGGAGUGGCUGUAGAUACCUGGCUGAAGAGCGCUAUGAAUCAGGUCAUGGAGGAGCUGGAAAAUGAACGCUGGGCCACCUACACAACCCACGAUCCCUCACUGUCGGGCACGGUGGACCUGGAGCGUGAAGAGGGAGAGGAGUGUGAAGAGAACAUGGAGGUCUUUGACGACAGCAGUUCCAGUCCCUCGGGAACGCUGCGCAACUACCCGCUAACCUGCAAAGUGCUCUACUCCUACAAGGCGUCUCAGCCGGAUGAGUUAACCAUUGAUGAACAGGAGAUGUUGGAGGUCAUCGAGGAUGGAGACAUGGAGGACUGGGUCAAGGCACGGAACAAAACGGGUCAAGUGGGCUACGUCCCGGAGAAAUACCUCCAAUUCCCGACUUCCAACAGCCUGCUUAGCAUGCUCCAGUCCCUGGCCACGCUGGACGCCCGAUCACACACCUCCUCUAAUUCCACCGAGCCGGAGCUGCACACUGUCUGCAUCAAUGGAGACACAAACACUGUCUACGUUCGUGCGCUUUAUGAUUAUGAAGGCCAGGCGGACGAAGAGCUCUCCUUUUCCGAGGGCGCUGUGAUCCGUCUGCUGAACCGCGACACUCAGACAGACGAUGGCUUCUGGGAAGGCGAACUGAACGGACGAGUGGGGGUUUUCCCUUCUGUGCUGGUGGAGGAUCUGACGGAGAAUGGGGAGAUGAGUGGAGGAGGACUAAAUGACACACAGAUUUCUCCAUCUUCAAAGCUGCCAUCUUCCCUGCCGCCUCUGCCUCUAUACGACCAGCCUCCCAUCAGCCCUUUCACCAGCCCAGAGACCUCCACGCCUCCUCCUCUGCCGCGUUCCCCCUCCACAGCACUUAACGGAGAGCACAAGCUUCCACUGCCUGCUGCCUCUUACAAAGGACAGCUGUCCUCUCACAAUCACAGCUCGGGCAGGAGUCCAGUGUCUCCAGGAUUUCCUUCGACUCAGCCGCUGCGUUUUACAGCUGAAGGUGGCGGGUCGGGCAAACUACGACCGGUGCGAGCCGCUCCGCCUCCACCCAAACAGCAUCCCCGCCGACCGCAUGAGAAGAGCGACAAGACGGAAGAGGUGGAAAUCACGCUGGUGUGACGGACGAGCUUGGCAGGUGGAUACAGUUGCAGAAAAGACAUUGUUGCAGAGCGCAUGAUACGCUCUGAACUGAUGCAAGCAUAAAUGAAGCAAAGACAAAGGAAUUCAAUCGAACCACGGUGACACUUCUCCCCCAGGGAACUGUUGGCAUGUCCGAUUAAAUAAUCACCAUUUUAGCCUCCUGCUAAAGUCCGGCAUUACGUUCUCCAAGCCCCUGUUCACCAAUCUGGCCUCAAUGAGCAGCAAACUGGAGCAGGAUGAAGAGGAGGAGAUGUUCUUCAUGGGGAUCACGGAUGGGUUCUUUAGACUUGUUAGGCUUACAACAUAUUUAAGGCAGUUUGUCCCUUCUGCACCUUUUAAACCCCCUCAUGAAGUUAAAUAAUGAAGCAUACGUAAAAUAUCAGAGCCCCAAACUGGCAGAAUCUUUAUAAAGGCAAAAGAAAAGCAAAGCAUCAAAGCUGAGAUUUUUAUCAGACCGUUAAUAUCUGAUUUUAGGCGCAUUUUUUAUUAUAUUUUCUUCAAACCUGCUAGGAUAUAAAGCGGUGAAUGUAACGUUUGGGAGUAUUUGAUCACUUUUAAUCUACUGUGGUUAACAUUCACCAAAAAAGUUCAGCUUUUUCUUUUGGAUCCAGCUAUCUUUGAACCAAAUCUGUAAAUAUAUAUAAAAGCAGAUGCAGUUGCUUUUUGAUGAGGUCACCUAACGAUUUAAGAACCUACAGGGCCAUUAAGAG
Molecule: messenger RNA, 3396 nt
Organism: Cyprinodon variegatus (sheepshead minnow)
Lineage: Eukaryota; Metazoa; Chordata; Actinopteri; Cyprinodontiformes; Cyprinodontidae
Gene: fchsd2
Product: FCH and double SH3 domains 2
Exons: 22
Coding region: 287-2665 (792 amino acids)
Biological process (GO): neuromuscular synaptic transmission; regulation of actin filament polymerization
Cellular component (GO): neuromuscular junction; recycling endosome
Molecular function (GO): protein binding
Source: RefSeq, a predicted model, not a curated record